CUUAUAGGAGUUUAUUUAAAAAAUUCAGUUUUGGUUCUGCUUCCACAGCGUCAACUACGCCCAGAAACAUACAACUUCUGAAAAUAAUUUUCCAAUUUUGUAACAGAUUUUACCACGUUUAAGUGCUCGGCAAUGUUGCGCAUGAUUUCGAAAUGCUCAAAAUUCCAUCGCGGAUCCAGCUUCGCUUACCAGCUGGUGGGCCGGGAGCUGUGCCGCACCUAUGCCAAGGAUGUGAAGUUCGGCCCAGAGGUGCGUGCCAUGAUGCUGCAGGGCGUGGACGUGUUGGCUGAUGCUGUGGCCGUGACCAUGGGACCCAAGGGACGCAACGUGAUCAUCGAGCAGAGCUGGGGCUCCCCGAAGAUAACCAAGGAUGGCGUCACGGUUGCCAAGUCCAUAGCGCUCAAGGAUAAGUUCAUGAACAUUGGCGCCAAGCUCGUCCAGGAUGUGGCCAACAAUACGAACGAGGAAGCCGGCGAUGGCACCACCACGGCCACUGUGCUGGCCCGCGCCAUUGCCAAGGAGGGCUUCGACAAGAUCUCACGCGGCGCCAAUCCCGUCGAGAUCCGGCGUGGCGUCAUGCUGGCCAUCGAGUCGGUCAAGGAGAACCUAAGAAAGAUGUCGCGCCCGGUGAACACGCCCGAGGAGAUCGCCCAGGUGGCCACCAUCUCGGCCAAUGGCGACAAGUCCGUGGGCAAUCUGAUCAGCGAGGCCAUCAAGAAGGUGGGACGCGAGGGUGUCAUCACCGUCAAGGAUGGCAAGACCAUGAACGACGAGCUGGAGGUCAUCGAGGGCCUGAAGUUCGACCGUGGCUACAUCUCGCCGUACUUCAUCAACAGCUCCAAGGGCGCCAAGGUGGAGUUCCAGGAUGCCCUGCUGCUCUUCUGCGAGAAAAAGAUUAAGUCGGCCACUAGCAUUGUGCCCGCUCUGGAACUGGCGAAUGCCCAGCGCAAGCCCUUGGUCAUCAUUGCCGAGGAUGUGGAGGGCGAGGCCUUGAGCACGAUGGUGGUGAAUCGCUUAAAGGUCGGACUGCAGGUCUGUGCCGUGAAGGCGCCCGGCUUUGGCGACAAUCGCAAGGAGACGCUGGCGGACAUGGCCAUUGCCACGGGCGGUCUGGUGUUCGGAGAUGAAGCGAACAUGGUGCGGCUCGAGGACAUCAAGGUCAGCGACUUUGGACGUGUGGGCGAGAUCGUGGUCACCAAGGAGGACACCAUGCUGCUGAAGGGCCACGGCCAGCGGCAGAUGAUCGACAAGCGGGUGGAGAAUCUGCGCGAGGCCAUCAAGGAGACCACCUCGGGCUAUGAGAAGGAGAAGAUGCAGGAGCGCCUGGCCAAGCUCUCCUCGGGCGUGGCCCUGCUGCGCGUCGGCGGCUCCAGCGACGUGGAGGUGGGCGAGAAGAAGGAUCGCGUGAAUGAUGCACUCAAUGCCACGCGCGCCGCCAUCGAGGAGGGCAUCGUGCCCGGCGGAGGCACCGCCCUGUUGCGCUGCAUCGCCAAGCUGAUGGAUCUGAAGGGCGCCAACGAGGAUCAGAAUAUGGGCAUCGAGAUCAUACGACGUGCCCUGCGCAUGCCCUGCCUGACCAUUGCCAAGAAUGCCGGCGUCGAUGGCGCCAUGGUCGUGGCCAAGGUGGAGAUUCUCGACGGGGACUAUGGCUAUGAUGCGCUCAAGGGCGAAUAUGGCAACAUGAUCGAGCGCGGCAUCAUCGAUCCCACCAAGGUGGUGCGCACGGCGAUCAUCGACGCGGCCGGCGUUGCCUCGCUGCUGACCACGGCCGAGGCCGUUGUCACGGAGCUGCCCCUGGAGGAGGCCAAUCCCAUGGGCGGCAUGGGCGGCAUGGGUGGCAUGGGCGGCAUGGGAGGCAUGGGCGGCGGCAUGGGCGGUCUGGGCAUGUAGACUGCGCCAGAGAGGAAGAGUUACACAUAUAGAGGGAGAGGACAGGAACAGGAACUACAUAUGUAUAUGUAUAUAGAGACACACAGACUCAGGCAACGUUGGCUGUUCGUGGUUCAUUUUAAAAACUUCAUUUUGGCAUCUCCUUAACCUCAACCGCUUCCAGGCACACACACACAUUCACCCACCCACACACACACACACACACACCCCGACACACACCGACACACACACACAUCCAUACACACAUCAUUUAUGGAAUUUAAAUUUUAAGAUAUGCGCUCGAUUUCCUUUUGGCAGGGCGCAGCGAGGGGGCAGCUUUAACGGUUAACGGUUAUUAAUUAUCUAAUUCAUAUUCGGAUAAUGAACUAAACAAAACUCUUUAAUUACUGGACUGCAGAACUGAACGGCUUCAUUAAAACAUUUACCAACACUGCAAGCACGUACUCAACUCUUGCUCAACAUUUUCGCCAUUUCGAUUUGAUGACACUCGACCCAUACAUUAUUCACAUUACUGUUCGUUCCACUUUCAAAUACAACGAUUAUAACUAAAUUAUGAAUAUAUUUCAAUGUCAAAUAAAUGCUAAGCUAUUUAUUAUGAAA
Drosophila mojavensis is the source of this 2490-nucleotide messenger RNA. RefSeq names its product 60 kDa heat shock protein homolog 2, mitochondrial (gene Hsp60C). The coding region runs from base 133 to 1890 and encodes 585 amino acids. The record is from RefSeq and is a predicted model, not a curated record. Gene Ontology annotation, cellular component: mitochondrial inner membrane; mitochondrial matrix. The transcript has 2 exons. Lineage: Eukaryota; Metazoa; Arthropoda; Insecta; Diptera; Drosophilidae. Gene Ontology annotation, molecular function: protein-folding chaperone binding; ATP-dependent protein folding chaperone; ATP binding. Gene Ontology annotation, biological process: apoptotic mitochondrial changes; protein import into mitochondrial intermembrane space; mitochondrial unfolded protein response.